AGAUAUUCUAAUAAGUCCGCUCACUCUCAGCAGCGACCCAAAUCAUCACCCUCCGUCCUCGCGCGUCCCUUGCCUGGCCGGUCGGUCGUCAGUGCCCGUCUGACGGGGGAGCCAGUUUAACAGAGUGUCUCCGAUUGAACAGUUCGCAUCGUUCCGGCCAGUUAUACUUAGUGCGUAAAAUAAACAUUUUAUUGGAACUUUUAUUCUUGUAGUUAUUUGAACAUUUUUUAUUGUUGUGAUGACUUCUCACCGUACCUUUUGCAGUGUGGAUUCUUGUGAUAGUUUACGUGAAAAUAUUUCAUUUUUUCGAUUCCCCAAAGAUGCCACAAGGUGUCAGCAGUGGAAAAAAGCAUUUGGUUUUGUUGGAGACCACAAAUAUGCUAACUUAACACCUGAGCAAGCCUACAUUAGAAUACGAGUUUGUAGAAAACAUUUUGACGAUGAAUCCUUCACUUCCUCUGGAAAACAUUUACUUACCACUGCUGUGCCCUUAAAGUUUCCAACAAAAUUGGACGGUAAUGAUCAAAACAAUGACAAUCCAGGUCCCUCCAGCGUAUUAGCUCCUUCAAAAUUAGAUGCGUGUACACAAACAGAUACAUGUCAUGAAGUUGAACAAGAAUUAAUUCCCAACAAAGAAACUGAUUAUGUACUACAAUCCANAAUAUUCCUCAAUUUAUUGUUAUUAGAAUCUCAUAUUAUAUAA
This is a messenger RNA of Leptinotarsa decemlineata (Colorado potato beetle), 703 nucleotides long. RefSeq lists its product as uncharacterized. Lineage: Eukaryota; Metazoa; Arthropoda; Insecta; Coleoptera; Chrysomelidae. The record is from RefSeq and is a predicted model, not a curated record. Gene Ontology annotation, molecular function: sequence-specific DNA binding.